This is a messenger RNA of Cyphellophora attinorum, 1557 nucleotides long. RefSeq lists its product as uncharacterized. Bases 1 to 1557 code for a protein of 518 amino acids. Gene Ontology annotation, cellular component: nucleus. The record is from RefSeq and is a predicted model, not a curated record. NCBI's taxonomy places the organism in Eukaryota, Fungi, Ascomycota, Eurotiomycetes, Chaetothyriales, Cyphellophoraceae. Gene Ontology annotation, biological process: positive regulation of transcription by RNA polymerase II. The transcript has a single exon. Gene Ontology annotation, molecular function: transcription cis-regulatory region binding; zinc ion binding; DNA-binding transcription factor activity, RNA polymerase II-specific.
AUGCGCGUAACCCAUACACGAUCUACCGAUGGCUGCGUGAACUGCUUUAAGCGGCACAAAAAGUGCGACCAGAAGUUGCCAGUCUGUACAGACUGUCUGCGACUACGUACAGAGUGUGUGCCACGUAAGAAGGAUGACAAUCGCAAGGUUCAUCGCGACAUCAAAGACUCUCCAUCAUCGCAGGUCUCACCGCAGUUCUCGUCUCCGGAAGCUACACAACAAAGACAUGUACCGCCCAUCGAAUCAAGAAGUCCAAAUUUCAAUGACUGGAUCGCGCUUGUCGACGAAGACGAGUCCGCAAAUCGUGCUAGCAGACCAAAUCUCAGUCACAGUAGCGCACUGAUAUACGUCCCUGAGUUGUACAAAGGCCAAUCUUUGACCGACGCCACGUCUUCGCGUCAGAUCAACGCGCUCAGUAAAUACACAGGUUUCGCGGCAGAUUCGGUGCGAGAUUGGAGUGUCGGCGACAGGCAUCUUCUGAACCACUUUCUUCAGGCCAUAUCGCGCGCACUCGUGGUCGGCGGCGACGACAUGAAUCCUUACCUCCGGUAUAUCGCUCCGAUGGCGUUCCGUUCGACCGCGGUGCGUCACGCGCUCCUGACGCUGAGCGCUUCGCAUCUAAGUAGGGUUUAUCCGGAUUUUGAGAAUGAUCUGCUCUAUCAUCGUAGCAUGGUUUUCGACCAGCUCAAGCUCGAACUCGAGCGUAAUGGCAACACUGUGCACAUUUUAGCGACUGCACUGCUGCUCUGCUUAUUGGAGAUAUGUGAAGGUCGCUCUAGGAAGUGGUUACUUCAUCUGCGGGGCUCACAAGUGCUUGCGUCGCAAUUGCCGGAGACUGAUCGCGAACCAGCAGCGAUGUUUCUGGCAGACCUGUGCCGCUACUUGUGCUGUGUCACAUCUGUGACGUCUCAUUUGGUCCCUCUACCCCGUUCCGGCCUCGAUCGUGAACGCGGGUUUGAUCUCGGAUCUCCAACAACUGAGCUUCACCCAUUAUUUGGUGUCUGCGAUGCAUUUUACGACGUGGUUGCCCUCAUCAGCAAGCUAAGAAGAGAGAAGCGAGCGCGAGAAGGGCGUUCAGAUCCGACAGCCUCUCAAGACAUGGACACGCUCAUGCGAGCCCUGGAUGGAUGGAGCCCGCCAGACACUAUAGGUCGAAGCAACGAGUUCGGAGAAGCUGUAGCAGGAGCGAUUUGUAUGAAGUGGGCCGCCAUUCUGUACGCACGCUGGACGUUGCUCGGGGAGCAGACAACAACAAGCGACCAAAUCCAGACAGCUACACGAAGCAUCUUAUCUGAGCUGUCACUCAUCCGGCCUGGAUCCCAUAUCUGCACGCAUCUCCUCUUUCCGCUAAUGAUGGCUGGUCUGGGAAGCUUCUCCAAGGGAGAUAGAUUGACCGUCGAAUACAGACUGAAUCUCGUCGAGGGGCUCCUCGGCUUUGGCAACAUAACCGUGCUCCACAAGCUUCUGGAUGAGGUCUGGACCAGGGCAAACAGGUUGGAGAAGGUUGAUUGGGAGUAUUUGCUGGAAACGACCUAUCCCAGCUUGGCACUGAUAUGA